Messenger RNA from Danio aesculapii, 2645 nucleotides. It is a transcript of the gene kcnj6, whose product is annotated as potassium inwardly rectifying channel subfamily J member 6. Gene Ontology annotation, molecular function: G-protein activated inward rectifier potassium channel activity. The record is from RefSeq and is a predicted model, not a curated record. Gene Ontology annotation, biological process: regulation of monoatomic ion transmembrane transport; potassium ion import across plasma membrane. Lineage: Eukaryota; Metazoa; Chordata; Actinopteri; Cypriniformes; Danionidae. The transcript is spliced from 3 exons. Gene Ontology annotation, cellular component: plasma membrane. Bases 196 to 1404 code for a protein of 402 amino acids.
GCUUCAUUAGAGAUCAUGUCGGGAUGGGAGGAUGAUGAUGAUGAGGGCUCUCCGGGUUUCUCUCCGGGAAUAAUGCGCGUCUUCUUCUCCAUCACUGAAGACUGAAGCUCGACAGGAUGAAGAACGAAUGAACGGACGGACGGAUGGAUGAAUGAAUGAACGCGCAGUCUGGCUCAGAAUCUUCCAGAAGUCCAGAUGGAGCAGGAUGUCGAGAGCACCGUCACGGUUCGACAACCCAAGCUGCCCAAGCAGGCACGGGACGACAUCCCCAAACCACUGCAGGAGCGGGAGCGCGCCAAGCAGAAGAUCCAGCGCUACGUCCGCAAAGACGGCAAGUGCAACGUGCACCACGGAAACGUGCGGGAGACCUACCGCUACCUGACGGACAUCUUCACCACGCUGGUGGACCUCAAGUGGAGGUUCAACCUGUUCAUCUUCGUGCUGGUCUACACCGUCACCUGGCUGUUCUUCGGCUUCAUGUGGUGGCUGAUCGCCUACAUACGAGGAGAUCUGGAGCACAUCGGAGAUAACCAGUGGACUCCCUGCGUCAACAACCUGAACGGCUUCGUGUCAGCGUUCCUGUUCUCGAUAGAGACGGAGACUACCAUCGGCUAUGGCCACCGCGUCAUCACCGACAAGUGUCCGGAGGGCAUUGUGCUGCUACUGGUGCAGUCGGUGCUGGGCUCCAUCGUCAACGCCUUCAUGGUGGGCUGCAUGUUCGUCAAGAUCUCACAGCCCAAGAAGCGUGCCGAGACGCUAGUCUUCUCCACCAACGCCGUCAUCUCCAUGCGGGACGGCCGGCUCUGCCUGAUGUUCCGUGUGGGAGACCUCAGAAACUCCCACAUCGUGGAGGCGUCCAUUAGAGCCAAGCUGAUCAAGUCCAAACAGACCAAGGAGGGCGAGUUCAUCCCGCUCAAUCAGACGGACAUAAACGUGGGCUACGACACCGGAGACGACCGGCUCUUCCUGGUGUCUCCGCUCAUCAUCUGCCACGAGAUCAACCAGCACAGUCCCUUCUGGGAGAUCUCCAGAGAGCACAUGGCCAAGGAGGAGCUGGAGAUCGUGGUGAUCCUGGAGGGCAUGGUGGAGGCCACAGGCAUGACGUGUCAGGCGCGCAGCUCGUACGUGGCCAGCGAGAUCAAGUGGGGUUACCGCUUCACGCCAGUGCUGACGCUGGAGGACGGCUUCUACGAGGUGGACUACAACAGCUUCCACGAGAUCUACGAGACCAACACGCCCAGCUGCAGCGCGCGAGAGCUGGCCGAGAUGACGGCGCGCGCCCGCCUCCCGCUCACCUGGUCAGUGGCCAGCAAACUGAGCCAGCUGGAGCCGCAGGAGCCGCCGGAGGAGCUGACGGAGAGGAACGGAGACGUCGCCAACAUCGAGAGCGAGUCCAAAGUGUAGGAGGACGGGAGAAUCUCUCCUGAUCUCUGCGCCACUGCCGCCGCACCGUUGGCUGGGCUCAGAGGUCAGAGGUCAGCUCAGGAAUGCGCCCCGAGGAGGGCCGAGGUCACGGACGCCCCCAUCUCACGCACUUCUCUUUUUCUGGCUCGAGGGACGCGGCGUGACGGCAGGUGAACUCGCGGGCCACUGCAUGGUUUCAGAAACCAGUGUUUUUCUUAAAGAUAUGAAAUGAUAUUUUCAGAUUUGUAAUUCAAGACGAAAGCCUCUAUAUGUAUAUGAAUAUAUAUAUAUAUAGAUCUAUUCUAGGGCAUUUGCAUUUGUAUUUUUUGUAUAUAUAUCUGCGUUUGGUUUGAGAUGUAAGGUUGUUUGAUACGACAUGAGUCGCUCUACGUCUGUAUAUUCUGCCUUCUGGAAUAGCAGCAGACAUAUUUAUCCACGCAUGUACAAGACGAUCCCUGUAGUCCACUGACUCUGAUGUACAUAAUUUGAAGUACUGUAGGCCAUAAUUGCAGGAGAUCCCCGUACUGGAUGCAAACCGGACUCCCGGAGGCUGAAGGCGGUGCGGUUGCGUUGCAUGGGAUUGUGGGGCUGAUGAUGGCGUGCGAGUGUGUGUGCGUGCGCGCGUGUAUUCGUGCAUGUCUGCUCCAAUAACCUUCCGUACCGUCAUCAGGCCAUGAUCUUUCUCUCCCUUUGCUCUUCCUUUAAGUCAGAAUUAGAUUUGAACUUCAGCGCACACGAUGCGGCAGAGAGAUUCUGUUUGUGUUUGUGCCGUCAGACAGAAGCAGCAGAUGUGUGUGUGUGUUUGACCACGAGACACAUUAAUGUCCGCGCGCACACGAGACCAAAGAGCCGAACCCCCACGUCACCUUCACCUCGACAUUGAUCAGUUCCAGCACAUGAGCAUUGAAGAGCGCUAAUGAAAACAAGGCUGAGACACAACCCUGCGCUCCUGCACAUGAGGGACCACCGCUGUGCUUAAAUAAUAAAUGAGAGACGCAGAUGCAGAGAGAGAUGUAAACCAGGUUAAAUAUCUCGACCCGUCUGGGCGAUCUGUCUGGAAGUGCCGUCGCCAGACAGUCACGUAGUAAAAGAGCAGCAGUCUGACAAGACUUUGACAAUCACACAGUCAUGUGAGGCAGAGCAGAUAAAACACCUGACAGACGGAUGCUCGCUGACCAGAGGGCUCACUAAAAUGCCCAGAAUCUCAGAUCUGCAUUGGAUUUAAUAAAGCAGCUCAAAGC